This is a messenger RNA of Hippocampus zosterae (dwarf seahorse), 684 nucleotides long. The record is from the annotation of a RefSeq genome assembly. NCBI's taxonomy places the organism in Eukaryota, Metazoa, Chordata, Actinopteri, Syngnathiformes, Syngnathidae.
AUGACACUAAGCUUUUUUGACCAAUUUAUUAGUCCCAUAUUUUUAGGUAUCCCACUAAUAGCUUUAGCUAUUUUACUACCUUGAAUCAUAUUCCCAGCCCCCUCUUCUCGUUGAAUAAACAACCGCCUCCUUACAUUACAAAACUGGUUUAUUAACCUAUUCACAAAACAACUUCUACUUCCCUUAAAUACUUCAGGUCAUAAAUGAGCACUAAUCUUAGCCUCAUUAAUAAUCUUCCUGAUUUCUUUAAAUAUACUCGGACUACUUCCUUACACUUUUACUCCUACAACUCAACUCUCCUUAAACAUAGGAUUAGCUGUACCAUUAUGACUAGCAACUGUUAUUAUCGGGAUGCGAAACCAACCCACACACUCCUUAGGCCACCUAUUGCCAGAAGGCACACCUGUAUUACUAAUCCCUGUGCUUAUUAUUAUUGAAACAAUUAGCCUAUUUAUUCGACCUGUUGCCCUGGGUGUCCGACUAACAGCAAAUUUAACCGCGGGGCACCUAUUAAUCCAGCUUAUUGCAACAGCAGCAUUUGUCCUUAUACCCCUAAUACCCACAGUGGCAUUACUAACAACAAUUUUAUUAUUCUUGCUUACAUUGUUAGAAGUAGCUGUUGCUAUAAUUCAAGCUUAUGUAUUCGUAUUACUACUAAGUCUUUAUUUACAAGAAAACGUUUAA